Messenger RNA from Saccoglossus kowalevskii, 858 nucleotides. RefSeq lists its product as uncharacterized. The record is from RefSeq and is a predicted model, not a curated record. NCBI's taxonomy places the organism in Eukaryota, Metazoa, Hemichordata, Enteropneusta, Harrimaniidae. Gene Ontology annotation, molecular function: zinc ion binding.
AUGGCGCCACCAGCGGAGAACGUUGAGAGGCUUAUUUGUAUGGCGGUCUUCUGUGACUUUAGUCGUCUGCGAGUCCCCGAUUUAAAAAAAUAUUUAACUGAUCGUCGUAUACCAUGUGCUGGGAAGAAGAAAAAUGAGUUGGUUGAAUUGGCACAAAAAGCAAGCGGUAUAUACGAUGUUAUUGAAGACUGUGAUCAUGAUGAAUCAGAGAGGAAACGCCGGCGGGUGUUAAAUGAUGACGGGACUGUUGCUGUUGACCUGAAUGGUAAACAAGUGGUGUGGACACGAACACUUCAUUGUCUCCCGAAAGUUGCGCUUGGUGACGUGUUUGCGUAUUUAAUAAAAAACUGCGAGUGGACACCGGAACGACUGACAAAAUAUAAACACGACGAUGGGUAUCUUAUGUUUAAGGAUAACCAUGUAGAGGACGUUCUUUUAGGAAAGGUGUCUGGGCACAUAGAUCACGUCUAUGUCAAAGCUGAGGUGAAACCGGAACAACGCCAAACUGCUCAGCGGUACGCAACUUGGCUACUUCUUUCAUCAGAUGCUGAAGUUAUGUCCGCCGGUUGUGGCUGUGUUGCAGCUGAUGAUGGUUCUUGCAAGCACACAGCUGCUCUACUAUUUGCAGUAGCUGAAUACGUAGACAGGCAGACUGACAGGGGAACUGCAGUAAGUACCGAUGAGACUUGUGUGUGGACUAAGCCCCGCAAAACAUCCAUACCAGUUAAGGUGGAAGACCUAGAUUAUCGCAGAGAUAAAACAACACCAAGGAAACCUGGUCCCCAACCUAAGAACUACAGACCACUGAGAACAGUGAACAAUACAGACAUUCUCAGGAUUCAAGAGCAUUUAAAAAGG